AUGGGGUGCGCGGGGGCGGGCUGCCUGGCAGCACUGGCCGUGCUGUGCGGGGCUCUCGGAGAUGCUCCCAGCAGAGGCAUCAAAUGCGGGGGGGUGCUCUCAGCACCCUCCGGCAAUUUCUCCAGCCCCAACUUCCCAGGGCUGUACCCCUACGAGACGGAGUGCACGUGGCUGAUCGUGGUGGCCGAGGGCUCCUCUGUCCUGCUCUCCUUCAACCACUUUGAGUUGGAAUACCAUGCUGCCUGCGCCUACGACUACCUCCAGGUCUACAAUGGGGCCACCCGGGACCGGGGCAACCUCCUGGGCACCUUCUGUGGCCGCAGCCCCCCGCCACCCUUCUCCUCCGCCUGGCACGUCAUGGCCGUCGUCUUCCGCUCCGAUCGCCACGUGGCCAAGCAUGGCUUUGCUGCUGCCUACCGGAAAGAUGCCUGCGGUGGGCAGCUGACAGGGCUGUCCGGGGAGAUCACCAGCCCCAGGUACCCCGAGAGCUACCCCAACGACGCCGAGUGCCGCUGGAGCAUCGUGGGGGCUGGUGGCGGUGGCCCCCUCACCCUGGUGUUCGCCGACUUCCAGGUGGAGGGUGGCCAGGGCUGUGGCUUCGACUAUGUGGCCCUCUUUGAUGGCCCCACCGCUGCUGCCCCCCGCCUGGGACGUUACUGCGGCAGCACCCGCCCGCCCCGCACCGUCUCCUCUGCCCGACACCUCCUCAUCCUCUUCAAGUCGGACUUCAACAUCGGCGGCAGAGGCUUCAAGGCCCAUUUCUACUCGGGUGAGUGCCAGGAGGUGUUCACCACCAUCAAAGGGAAUUUCUCCAGCCCUCGGUACCCCAACUUCUACCCCAACAACCUCAAGUGCCAGUGGAGCAUCCAUCUACCCCCGGGCUACCGGGUCAAGGUCUUCUUCUUGGACAUGGAGCUGGAGGGCCGGAGCAGCCUGACGGGUGGCUGUGACUAUGACCAUCUGGCCGCCUUCGAUGGUGGUGCUGAGAACGGGUCCCUGCUGGGGCGGUGGUGCGGGCGGGAGAGCCCAGUGCCUGUCAUGUCCCACAGCAACCAGCUGCUGCUGGUCCUCCACACUGACCGCAACACGGCCAAGAGGGGCUUCUCCAUCGCCUACGUGGGAGUUGUGCCCAUGAACGUCAGCUGUACCCGGACGGACUUCCACAUCCAGAUCCCCGUGCAGUCCCUGGCCCAGCUGGAGAAGAAUAGGAUUUAUUUGGGGACCCCCUCCUGUGCAGCGCAGGUGGUUGGCAGGAACUUCAAAAUACACACCAGGUUCGACACCUGCGGCACCGAAUCCCAGAAGCGCAACAAUACGUCUGUCAUCGUCAGCACCCUGUACAUCAAUUUUUCAGCGGGUGGUCAGGAGGACAUCCACCAGUACGAGGUGCAGUGUGAACCAAAGAGAAAGGAAGCCUCGGUGACCCUCAUUGCCGGCCCCGACCCAUCCAGGCUCAGCCAGGCAGAAAACCUUGUGGAUGCCCAGCAGCGGGAAGGGGGAGCGACAGACGCCCGCGAAAUCAAGAGCCAGGACACUAGCGACAUCGUCUUCAUCAGCAUCUGCAUCCUGGCUGGGCUCCUCAUGGUCAUUGCAGUGGUGGGACUGGUGCUUCUGUAG
Messenger RNA from Charadrius vociferus (killdeer), 1617 nucleotides. It is a transcript of the gene CDCP2, whose product is annotated as CUB domain containing protein 2. The record is from RefSeq and is a predicted model, not a curated record. The transcript is spliced from 6 exons. The coding region runs from base 1 to 1617 and encodes 538 amino acids. Lineage: Eukaryota; Metazoa; Chordata; Aves; Charadriiformes; Charadriidae.